AAUCGAUUAAUGGCGCGUUUGUUAUGAAACAAAAUAAAGUUGAUAAAAUGAACUAAAUAAGUAAGAAUUAAAUGAUAAAAGCUCUGAUAUAUUUGAGAACACAAAUAUUAUAAAUAUUAAAACAAUUCUUUAAGUAUAAAUUAAUUAUUUUAAAUGUUGCCGAGUUAAUGUUAUGGAUGUCACUGUGACUGCUAAAUUCUGGUGAACAUUUUUCAUCCAUUACAAUCCAAAAACAUUAAAGAUCAAAUAAUAAGUCUAUAUAUUUCAAUGUCAAAAAUGGGAUCUUUAUCAAAAACUCUAUUCAUAGCCUUUGAAAUAGUAAACGAAUUGUAUACUGCAAUCGGUUCAGGAAUCCUGGGAAUGAUAGUGCUUCUCAAACAUGGUAUCAUUUCAAAUCAACCCCUCAAAACACUAUCAGUGUUAACACUUACAACAGUAAGUUUAGUUUUCAUAUCUCGCACAACUGAAAAAUUAACACCAUCUAAGAAAAAAGUGGUAUUGAUUACUGGUUGUGACUCAGGCUUAGGAUUUUCUAUAGCUCAACAUGCCUCAAAUAUGGGAUACACUGUCGUGGCAGGGUUUCUAAGUUUAGAAUCGAAGGGAUCUAAGCAAAUAAGGAAUCUCUAUGGCAGCAACAUUAUACAGAUUCAGUUAGAUAUAACGAAUCCCUAUAGCAUAAAAGCUGCUGUUGAAACAUUAGAACAUUAUUUAGAUCAAAAUGCUGAUUAUUCACUCCAUGCUGUAAUCAAUAAUGCUGGUGUUAUGGUUUUUGGAGAAUUCGAAUGGUUAACUGAUAGAUUAAUUCAACAGCAAAUUGAUGUUAAUCUAAUGGGAACUUUAAAAUUUACAAAAGCACUUUGUCCAUUAUUAAGGCAGUAUAAAGGGAGGCUUAUAACAGUUACAAGUCACUGUUCUCAAGCAACACUUCCAGGCCUAGCCGUUUAUGGAGCUACCAAAUCGGCAUUAACAGCUUGGAGUGAUGGAAUCCGUGUAGAGCUAGGAAAAUAUGGUGUAAAAGUAGUAACUUUUAUCCCAGGAUCAUUUACAAUGCAAAGUAACAUCAUGGCAAAUCAACUGCAAAACGUGCAAGAAAUGCACGAUAAUUUAACAGCUGAGCAACAUAAUUUUUACAGCGAUUAUUUCAAGAGAUACAAUAUCUAUUUGUCAGGCAUCAAACCACCAUCAGAACCAGUUAAAAUUGAGGAUAAUGUAAUGUACAGAGUGUUUGAGUGUACGCUUUUAGAUAAAUAUCCAAAAGUGAUAUACAAAUGUCAACCCCUACGUUAUGCUUUUUAUCAUACUCUAUUUAAGAUCAGUCCCUGGUGUUUGCGAGAUUAUUUUGUGACUUGUUUUAUGCAGAUGCCCAAAUAUAUACCAGUGGAGGAAAAGCCCAGUGAUGCAGACCUCGAAGAAUUUGAUGACUUGGAUGAUUUGUAAAUUAUAAUAACGGAAUAAAAUAUUUAUUUUGUGAAUUUAGAUAAAUUAUAACACUAAAUAAAUAAAUAAAAGUAAACUUAUAAA
Messenger RNA from Anoplophora glabripennis (Asian longhorned beetle), 1521 nucleotides. It is a transcript of the gene sro, whose product is annotated as estradiol 17-beta-dehydrogenase 2. Gene Ontology annotation, molecular function: oxidoreductase activity. The record is from RefSeq and is a predicted model, not a curated record. Bases 268 to 1437 code for a protein of 389 amino acids. The transcript is spliced from 3 exons. Lineage: Eukaryota; Metazoa; Arthropoda; Insecta; Coleoptera; Cerambycidae.